Messenger RNA from Marchantia polymorpha subsp. ruderalis, 2369 nucleotides. Lineage: Eukaryota; Viridiplantae; Streptophyta; Marchantiopsida; Marchantiales; Marchantiaceae. The record is from the annotation of a GenBank genome assembly.
AUGUAUUGAAUAGCCGGAAUUGAGCGGAUACAGGGUCGCAGGAUUCCUCCUUCAAGACCUCCCGACCUCUUCUCGGAUAUGUGGGGAGACGCGUCCGGAGCUGACAAGUCACAACACUUGUGAUGGGAGUGAGGUGAUUGCUGUUCCGAGCGGCUACAUAGGCUGCUGCUGAGCGUCGUUCAUUUCCAGAAUUGGGUGUUGCCGAACACCCCGUCUCGAGUGUUCGUUCCUGGAUCUGUAUAGAAUCGAGCCACUUCAUGAAACGGUUGCUACGGAAGGUCGCAUGCGUGUUCAUGCGAAUUCUCCCAAGCACCUUCAUACAUACCGGAAGUCGGUAGAUCAUGUGACAGCCCAGACCUGAUUUGGAAAGGACUAGGUCAAGCUCUGCCUGACAGGCAUUGUGUUUCGUCUCUGUGAAAUAGUAGUGAAAUCUUCUUCGAAGACUCUUGAUAAUACCAAAUUGUUGCACUGUAAACCAAAUUCUUCUUCAUGAGCUCUGACGACCAAUCGGGCCCGAGGAAGCAUCUUCAGUCACCGACCGAUCAUCGUCGAGUGUUGUUCGUCCGAAGCUCCGGGAGUCGUUGCGGACAAGGAGAGCCCCAAAUUCAUUCACCUGAUCCAGAAUAGCUCCGACUUCCCAUCAGCUGUACGGGUUUCGAUUUAGGUUCCAAAGUUAGACCAGACUCUGUAAAGCCUCGCUCUCACACGGUAGAAGAUCACCAAGAUGAUGGGUACUCCGACUUUGUUGCUGCUGGUGCUCAUAGGAGCUGGAUGGUGCCCGAACCUUGUUACAUAUGAAGUCACACUCGGUACAGACGCAUCUCCGUUUCUCUGCAACGAAGAGGGCAGCUUGUGGUGUGCGGGCGACGCGAACGUCGGUUACAAAGGAGUUUUGCACUUGACGCCAAAUGACAGGACCAAGCCUCAAGAAUACGUCGAAACGGCGGGCAUGGCUCUCGUCUCGUCUCCUAUCGACAUGCGAGGAUACCUUUACGGCUGGCAGUCCUUCCGCACACACUUCACUUUCAAAAUCGAGCCCAUCUAUUCGCUUGUACCUGGAGAUGGCUUGGCCUUUGUGAUGAUCGGUAGUAAGGAAAUGGGCUCUGCUGGUGGGAAUUUAGCCGUCUACAACCGUUCCGGGUGGCAGAUCGUCCAGACGGUCGCCAUCGAGUUUGAUACAUAUCAAAACACCGAUCUUGAAGACAAAAAUGCAAACCACGUGGGUGUGGACUUUCAGACUACCAGGUCGAAUAUCUCCAGAGAUGCUUCGGAGGGUGGCAUUUCACUUGCCGGAGGUGAAGUGAUUCACGCCUGGAUCGACUACAGUGCAGUUGACGAGCAGCUGGAAGUUAGGAUUAGGCUUGACGGAAGAAAACCCAGAGACCCAUUCAUCAGCUACUCGGUAGCACUUUCUGAAAUCUUCAGUGGGCCAGUAGCACCAACUUCCCAGCUGCAACUGCAACCUACAUGCCGCUCCCGGACCCGCCUCCAGCAAUCGCACCUCGUGAAUUCAGCUUCAGAGAGCUGCAGACUGUUACCCAUGGUUUCAACCACAUCCACAGAGAAACCAAAUCCGUCUUGAUCUAUAAGGGUACGCUUCGGAUGAGGAUUGGACCAUUAUUGUCUUCGUGGUUCGGAUGGAAGAAGUUAGAUGUGGCCGUGACGGCAUGGACGACCACUAAGUCCAAGGAGUUCGAGUCUAUGAUCCGCUCUCUCCAAAGUGUGCAACAUGGUAACAUUACGAGGUUCUUCGGCUGGUGCACAGAAGGGGACAAAUGCUUCCUGGUGCACGAGUUCAUGCGACGCGGAGACUUGGAGGAUGCCUUGUUCAAGUCGACAGAGUCGCUCUUCUGGAAGGACAGGGUCAAUGUGAUUUUCGACAUAUGUGAAGCCUUAUGCUACCUUCAUAAAAGGGGGAUCCUGCAUCGUCAGGUCAAGGCUAGUAAUAUUCUUCUGGACGAUGUUUCGGACGCGGAGCAGUGUCAUUUUGUCAAAGCUAAGCUCAAUGAUUUUCGGCUGGCGGAGGCAUUGGGACCUGAUGUCAAUAUCCUUGUAGACAAAUCUCUCGCGGAUGGGUGUUCUGUACAUCGGAGUUUCGGGAACCUGACUGCAGAGACUGUCAAGGAAGGAAAAUUCAGAAUCCGACAUCCGACUGAUAUCCGGACUAUCUGACUCUUAUUUGCAGUCCAGAUCUAGACUUCUUUGCAGUCACAUUGACUGUUGUGAAUCAAGUGUCCAUGACAUGUUUUAAAAGCAGCGCGAACAAAUUCAGUGAAUAGUGACAAAAGCGGAAUGAAACUUAAAUGAAAUCUAGAUGAGUAUGCAUAUCUCGAUGCCGAGACUGAAAUGUUUAUAUGCAUUGAAAGGUG